Molecule: messenger RNA, 2193 nt
Organism: Serpula lacrymans var. lacrymans S7.9
Lineage: Eukaryota; Fungi; Basidiomycota; Agaricomycetes; Boletales; Serpulaceae
Product: glycosyltransferase family 39 protein
Exons: 10
Biological process (GO): protein O-linked glycosylation via mannose
Cellular component (GO): endoplasmic reticulum; membrane
Molecular function (GO): dolichyl-phosphate-mannose-protein mannosyltransferase activity
Source: RefSeq, a predicted model, not a curated record
UCAUUCGAGCAGGCACUUGAUACACCACAAGCUAGCGCUGCUGUCGUAGGAGUACUGACAGCUGCCGCAUUUGCACUACGUUUUUACAAAAUCAAUCAACCAGACCAAGUAGUCUUUGAUGAGGUUCAUUUUGGAAAAUUUGCCUCGUAUUAUAUCUCACGCCAGUACUAUUUUGAUGUCCACCCUCCUUUUGCAAAACUUCUUUUUGGACUUGCCGGUUGGUUUGUCGGCUUUGAUGGUCACUUCACCUUCGAGAACAUCGGCGACAGCUAUUCGGACAACCAUGUACCAUACGUUGGAAUGAGGGCUCUGCCUGCAAUCUUGGGUAGUCUAACUAUCCCCGUCGUAUACGCUAUCAUGAAAGAAACCGGUUAUUCCACUCUUAUCGCCGCUUUCUCUGCUAUUAUCGUGCUGUUUGAUAACGCUCACGUUGCCCAAUCCCGUCUUAUCUUAUUGGAUGCCACCCUUAUGUUUUUCAUGUCGCUCACGAUUUACUCAUACGUACGGUUCCGUAAACUCCGCUACUGGGAGUUUUCGGUGGAGUGGUGGAGUUGGCUCAUUGCUACUGGAUUUUUCAUGGCUUGCACUUGGGGUUCCAAAGUGAAUGGUAUCCUUACUGUCGUCACAAUCGGCGUUGCAGUUUUGAUUGACCUCUGGGAUAUAUUGGAUCACAAAAAGGGUCACACAAUGGAGCUUUUCUGGAAACACUUUAUGGCCAGAGCUAUUGGCCUCAUUGUUGUGCCCGUGAUCAUCUACCUGUCCUUCUUCUAUGUUCACUUUGCUGUCCUCACUCAUUCUGGUUCUGGCGAUACCUUUAUGAGCCCAGCCUUCCAAGAGACAUUGAUAGGAAAUGAGCUUCUUCUCAACAGCCAAGAACUUCGCUACUAUGAUACUGUGACACUUAUGCACAAGGACACGAAAGUGUUCUUGCACUCGCAUGUUGAACGAUACCCUCUAACGUAUGAAGAUGGACGUGUUAGCAGUCAAGGACAACAAGUUACUGGUUAUGGACACGAAGAUAGCAAUAACAAUUGGCAAAUCAUUCCGACUAAGGCACUGCCAGAGACUGGUCCUGGCCGUAUCGUACGACAUGAAGACCUCAUCCAACUUCUGCAUGUCAAUACCCAAAGCUUCCUUCUUACUCACGACGUCGCGUCGCCACUGAUGCCUACUAACCAAGAGUUCACUACGUGGCCCAAAGACAAUCAUUCUCGCUUCAACGACACGCUUUUCUAUCUCAACCUAGUUGAUGGCAAUGAGGGGGAUGCUUGGAAGAGCAAAUCCAGCCACUUCAGGCUUGUGCACGCACCUACGAGAGUUUCGAUGUGGACGCACAGUAAACAACUCCCUGACUGGGCAUUCAAGCAACAGGAAAUCAAUGGCAACAAAAAUCCUACCGAAAAAUCUGCAACAUGGUUUGUUGAUAGCAUAAUCUCUCAAGAAGGUGGGUACAGUUUGAUGUUAGACGAUGAUGAACUGAAGGAGCCAAAGAAGAUGAGCUUCUUCAAGAAGUUCGCAGAGCUACAACUGUUGAUGCUUCAACACAAUGCCGGACUCACUGCAUCGCAUCCUUAUGCAAGCAGUCCCAUUAACUGGCCAUUCCUGUUGAGUGGAAUUAGUUUCUGGACUGAGAAUGAUACCCAGAAGCAAAUCUAUUUGAUCGGCAACGUCGUUGGAUGGUGGACAUGCAUCAUUUCGCUGUCCAUCUUUAUUGGCAUUAUCGGUGCUGAUUUACUGGCACGCCGCCGAGGACUGACUCCUUUAACGGAGCCUACUCGCAAUCGCCUUUGGAAUUCGGCAGGCUUCUUCGUUGUUAUAUGGGCCGUCCACUACCUUCCCUUCUUUGUCAUGAGUCGCCAGUUGUUCAUUCACCAUUACCUGCCAUCACACAUUGCAUCUGCAUUAGUGGCUGGCGCCGUCCUCAGUUUCAUUUUGUCCGACACUGUCAACUACCCAAUAUCAAUCGCUGGCCGAUCAACUCGUAGGCGACCUGAGGAAUUGGCUGAUCUCGGCGUGCAAGGCCCGGUCGUUGUUGGCGUAUUUGCAAUUCUUAUGUUUGUUAUGUUCUUGUAUAUGUCCCCUCUCACGUAUGGUACUCCAGGCUUGGAUGGAGAAACUGUUAAUCAGAAGCGGCUACUGUCGUCGUGGACCCUGCACUUUGCUGCAAAAACAAAUGCUGAAGUGAUACCAUAG